Paramecium sonneborni is the source of this 1108-nucleotide messenger RNA. The record is from the annotation of a GenBank genome assembly. NCBI's taxonomy places the organism in Eukaryota, Ciliophora, Oligohymenophorea, Peniculida, Parameciidae.
AUGAAAAUCAUCAUUAGAUUUUAUAAUGAAUGGGGAAUUUUGAAUGUAGAACAACUCAAAAUCUCAUCAAAAUAUAAAAUAUCUGAAUUGUAUGACCAAGUAUCUAAUUUGACAGGAAUUGAUUAAAAUCAUCUAAAAUUGAUUUUAAUAUAAACAAAUAAUAAAGUAAUAUUUUAAAAUAUUAAGAUUGUUCUUGAUGAAUUAAACCUUUACAUAUGUGAUUAUGAAAUUUAAUAAGGCUCUGCAAUUUUUGCAUAAAAAACUACUGAUCCUUUCUCUGAUAUGGCUUCUUCAUUUUCAUCUUAAUUUGACCCAUCAUAAUUUCUUGAUACUUCAGCUAAUUCAAUUCCUGAAUAAGAGACUUUAUUUUAAUUAAUCAAAUUAUCAUAACUUAGUGAUUUAGAAUUAUAUUUAGAGGAUAGAAAUGAUGCAAUUCAAUUGAUAAAUGGAAUUGAAUUAACAGGAUGGAAUGCACUUCAUCUAGCAACCUUUUUAGGCAAUGAAAAGAUGUAUUUAUGGUUAAUAAGUUCUGGAGGAGAUAUAUCUAUUCUCUCUAAAGAUGGAUGGAAUUGUUUAUAAAUAGCCAUAUGGUAAACAAAUAUUAAAAGUAAAAUAUACAAAUUUAUAUAGUUUAGUGGCAAAUCUCAUAAUAGGUUCAAAUUAAAUAAAUAUUAAUUAAAUCACAACAAAAGGGACAGCUUUACAUAUUGCUGCUUAAAUUGAUGAUCCUGAAUUCAUAGAAUUAUUAUUGAAACAUCCUAAAAUUGAUAUAUCUAUCACAUUCUAAGGAAAAUCUGUUGUUGAUAUUGCAGGAGAACGUACAAAAAAUCUACUUUAAAAAGAACUUCUUAUUUUAAAAAAUAAACAAUUUGAUAUUAUCAACUCAUUUAGAUAAUCUAUUUGUACAUUCUAUUCACUUAAUUCAUUUUUUACUAAUCGUCCUCAAAAACCUCCUAUUAUUAAAGGAAAUGCUAAAAUUGUUUCAUAUUUUAAAUUGUUAUUAAUUGAUAACUAUUUAAUUUGUGAUCCAGAUUCUGGUGCUCUUGCUAGAUAUAAGACUCCAUCUUAGUAUCCAUUUAAUCCCAAGUAUUUUAUUUAUAUUUUUUGA